This is a messenger RNA of Brienomyrus brachyistius, 6079 nucleotides long. RefSeq lists its product as uncharacterized. The transcript is spliced from 15 exons. The record is from RefSeq and is a predicted model, not a curated record. Gene Ontology annotation, biological process: regulation of ARF protein signal transduction. Gene Ontology annotation, molecular function: phospholipid binding; guanyl-nucleotide exchange factor activity; protein binding. The coding region runs from base 731 to 5053 and encodes 1440 amino acids. NCBI's taxonomy places the organism in Eukaryota, Metazoa, Chordata, Actinopteri, Osteoglossiformes, Mormyridae.
AGGAGCAAAUGGGGGGUGCUGGAAUAGCAAGCAUUUCUCCGUUUGGUCGCUUUAAGUAUAAUUAGUGUGACGAGUCAGCCAUCCGUGUUUCUAAUUCAUAAUUUCUAGUCUACGUGUGGUGUGUUUGGGUGACCCUGCCGGGAUCGUAUAGGCUACUUAGCAGUUAUAUUGUCUUAUACAGCCACACGCUUUUUUGAUGCUCGGUGAUGUAUCCGGUGCUUCAGAGGCAGUCCUGCUGAUCACUUCGGAUCUUGGCUGCGGUUAAUCAAUGUAACUCUAGGUGUAAGUUACGGUGCUCGAUCGGGAGGAGGAGCCCUGGGCAUGCUCGCUCACGGCCCAGCGUCGGGAGCGUGUGAGACGGACAGGCUCGGUGACUGAGCCCCGGGGAGCUGUCCGUUUCAGAACCGCCGAAGCGGUCUGGGUCCUGUCCACUCGGAUCCGCAACAAGACCGCUUUGCCGAAUCAGGACUAUGCGGCAGGCAGCCGGCGAUCGGUUACAGCAGCACUUCCCUCCGCUCGGUAGGAUGAAGAUGAGGGGCCUGUCUGGGAGGGAGCCCGGGCCUGUAGUUCUCCAGCACUCUUCCCCAGUGGUGUCUGCAUAUAAUAAUCUGGACACAGAUGAGAACCAAGAACAACAAUAAAAACAGGAGCCAAGGGAACCAAAUAAGUUUGAGCAAAGGGAACAAAGCAAGCUGAAGGACUGGAGGUUUGCCCUACUGUCACUAAGGCCAUGUCCCAAGGUGGGAAGAUCCUUCAGCUAUAUGUAGAGGUGUGCUCAGUUCCAGAGGAGGUGGCCCACAUGCCUGAGGAUGUGAAAUUUGCAGACCCUGCCAUAGUACAGAAAGCAGACGUCCUGCAGCACCACAAACACACGUCUAUUCCUAGCUCCCCACAGGCCUUGCACAGUGGCAUCAGCAGUAGCCACAACCCCACUACUUCCAAAUCUCCUUCCAGACACUCGGUCAGUUUCCAGCUGCACUCAGCAGGUGAUCCCUCUGAGCCUUCUACUUUUCAUAGGCAGAGAUUGCACUAUGACUCUACAGGUCACUUGCCUUCUCUGCUGCAUCCCAGGACCAAUGGUGCGAACUUACUUGUAUGUACACAUUCCUCAGAGUCGGACAGCGUGCCGGACCCUCAGUCCCCCACGGCCUCACCCUGGAUCACCACCCCGACCACCCCAACUAGGGGACACAGUUCUUGUGUGGUAGCAGGAGUGGAUGAUGGGAGAAGGUCUGUUGUGACCUUCAGCUAUAUUGAGAAGGCCAAUGUGAAGUCUGUGGAGAGUCCUCAGAGUGUUUUGAAUAAUUACCUCAAUAGAUCUUCAGAGGAGAAGCGAAUGUCCAACCACCACCAGAAGAGGCUGAGCGAACCCAUCGGACAGGAUGGCAGAGAUUCUUCUUGCCCUUCUAGCCCCAAGGUCUCUAACCUGGCCUCAGGAACCCAGCAGACCAUGUCCCCAAAUUUUCCCUGUGCCACCACUGAGUCUAUUGCCCGAGCUGCCACCCACCGUGCUAUGAAGGAGGUCGGUUCACCAAAACUUUGGCGCAGUGUAGACAAUGUGCCAGACCAUCCUGGAAGUAAACCCGAGUCUCAAGGCCAGUCUCGAUCCAGCUCACCUGUCCUGGGGAGUGGUGCCAGUACCCUAGCUGGCACCUCCUCGAUGGACUUGGAAAAGAGCACAUUCGGGUAUGCCUUGCCUAAGAGCCCUGCCAGUGAUAAGCUGCUUGCCGACACUCAGCAAGCAGCUGUGUCCCAGGGAAACCCUGACCAGAGGAUGGGACCUGAUAGUCCCAGAUCAACGCUCAAGUCAACCAAGGCCUUGCAUGACAAGUCUUCAAGGGUUAACAGUCAAAGCUCUGGCAACCAGAGCCACAGCCAUGAUACAAGCAAUGGCCCAUUCUCAGUUCACAGGGUCAACUUCAAACCUGGAAACUCUUCCACCCAACUGGCUAGAGGGGCAAACCAGCUAAGUGGCAGAAAGGGUCUCUCUCCAGCUAACAGUCCUGAGAUGGCCCGCAAGUUAGCUGAGGAGGCCACCAAACUGUCUACCCUUUUCAAGGAGGGCAGAUACUCUCCAACACAAAUCUCUUUACGAGGCUCAGACAGCCCCACAUCUGAGCGCCAAACACAGGAAAUUCAACAGCACUCUCCCUCAAAGGAUCAUGGGUCACCGGGACCAUGGGAUGUCAAACUCGACUUGAACAUCCCCAUCCACGUCCCCUCCAAGUUGACGAAGGCCCCCCAGAGUACUGAACAGUCUUCAGGAGGAAUUUUUCCACUCUUACUGGAGACUGACGCAGGCUCGUUAGGCCUUCAGAGGAAAGAGCAAAGGGAAGGUGGUGAGGCACAGCCAUCAGAUGCCCACAACGCACGGUCACCUACUAUACCUGCUCAGCAACCCAGGACUAGCUGGUGCAACACAGAUAUAACGUCAGACCCCAUUAGAGAUCACAUCCCACAUGCUGCUGGUAGCCCCACCCUGUACCACUAUCAACCCUCCCAGUAUCUGGGAGGUGGCAGGUCCCCCACCAUGAGCAAAAAGCGCAUCUCGAAGCAUGAAUGUGAGCUGAAGAAAAGCCCAGAUACUGCCAACCAGAUCUGCUUAGGCAGGACUCCCAAUGUGGAAUCUGCCCUAAGCACCCAGCUUCACAGUGGGGAGAAGAUAACAGCAGGAUGGGACAGCCUCAGACUGGACCACCAAGAGGAUCCAUAUCCCUCCCCCCAGGGCCAACUGUUGAAGCAGACUGGGCAGCAGAAGAAGGAGGUUGUCUUAAUUAACCCUCUGCAGGGGGCUCUAGCUGUUGACGUGGACCAUAGUAGCUCCAGCAUCCAGGUGAAAGAAGGGGAUCAAAGUUCUGGUCUAGGGUCCUCCCGGAGCUCCAGUGCGAUCACUGGUAGCUAUGGAGAUAAUAGCAUGCAAGACCGGGACUGCAUCUCCCCAGAGUCCAACCAGUCUAACCAGAAGAGCACUGACACAGGACAGUCCAGCUCGGGAAUGCAGUCUGAUGGGGGCUCUUCUCCAGUGGGCCCUUCCCUGCACUCUCUACGAAUCGCUCGUGCCAAGUGGGAGUUUCUGUUCGGUAUGUCACCAGAGGACAGCGCCAUCUCUGGGAUGGAAGAUGUCCCAGACACCUCCAUGACACCCUCUAGUGGUACUUCCAGUGAGCCACCUACACCGCCCAGCUCUCUGCCUCUAAUGCGGCCCCCCCGCCAGAUGGUUGGAGGAGAUGCCUGCCUGCGGCUGGCGAACCACGAGGUGCAGCAUGUGGAGGUCGAGCUCAUGUCACCCCCUCCGGCAGCAGCCGACCCAGCGCCCAGGACAGGAAUCAUUCGGCGGACGCUCAAGUACUCAGAGACGGACCUGGAUGCUGUGCCACUGCGCUGCUACCGCGAGACGGACAUCGACGAGGUGCUUGCUGAGCAGGAGGAGGCUGACUCCGCCUUUGGCAGCAGCCCCCCGGGUGGGGCACCAUAUGCCCGCACUGAUGGUGAGGAGGAGGAGGAUGAGGAGGAGGAGGAGAAGGAAGAGAUGGUCAGCUGGGCCAGCGUCAGGAUGCAGGGGUACCGGAAGAGGCAGCACGCCACAAGGGAAGAGGAUGAGGUGUUCAGCCUGCUGCUGCGGAGGCCGUUAGACAGCCAGCCUGAUGAGCCGGGGCCACUCAAGUCACCUAUCGCGGUGGGCAGCCCCAGACGGACGUCAGAAGACGGCCUGGACAGCUUCAGCCGCCACUUUGAGAGCAUCGUGGAGUCGCACCGUGCCAAGGGGACGUCCUACAGCAGCUUGGACAGCGAGGACCUGCUCGUCUCUAGCCAGGCCAUGUUCACCUUUGACCUGCCCACGCUCACACCUGAGAUCCAAGGCCAGAUUCGACAGAGUGCCCGGAGCAUUUCAGAACUCGGCUUCGCACCGCUGGCCCAGAGCGAGCUGCCGAGUCGCUCAGACUCUGCUCCUGCGGUCAGCGACUCUGAAGGAACACAAGUAGCUGGGGAUGGCAUCUCAGGGGACAAGCCACCGGAGGGCGCCUCUGAACCAACCUCUCAGGAGAUGCAGCCUGAGGCCAGAGAGAAGCCGGCCUGGCUGAUGGUGGGGCCCAGCCCAGACCCAGAGCCAGCCGAUUGCCUCCUCAAUGGCAGCAGGUCGGACACGGGGGCCGCCAGGCGUCUCGCUAAGCGCCUCUUCAACCUGGAUGGCUUCAAAAAGUCAGAUGUGGCCCGUCACCUAAGCAAGAACAACGAUUUCAGCCGGAUGGUGGCUGAAGAGUAUCUGAGGUUCUUCAACUUCACUGGUCUGACGGUGGACCAAGCCCUCCGGGCCUUCCUGAAGGAGUUUGCCCUCACAGGAGAGACACAGGAGAGGGAGAGGGUACUGUCCUACUUUUCUAGGCGGUAUUUCCACUGCAACCCCAAAAUGAUCCCGUCUGAAGACAGUGUCCACACCCUGACCUGCGCCCUCAUGCUGCUUAACACGGACUUACAUGGCCACAAUAUUGGCAAAAGGAUGUCCUGCCUGCAGUUCAUUGGCAACCUGGAAGGGCUCAAUGACGGGCAAGAUUUUCCCAGAGAUCUGCUCAAGACGCUGUACAACUCCAUCAAGAAUGAGAAGUUGCAGUGGACCAUCGAUGAGGAGGAGCUGCGCAAGUCGUUCUCAGAGCUGGCGGAUGGCCGCACGGACUCCGCCUCCCACACCAUGAAGCGAGUCAGCAGUGGGAGUAACCCCUUCGCAGGAGUGGCGCAGCAGCCGGGCGCUCUGCUCUACAAGAACGGAUUCCUGGUGCGCAAAGUCCAUGCCGAUUCCGACGGCAAGAAAACUCCUCGGGGAAAGAGGGGCUGGAAGGCCUUCUAUGCAGUGCUGAAGGGCCUCAUCCUAUACCUGCAGAAGGGUGAGUAUCGGCCAGAGAAGCAGCUGUCCGAUGAGGACCUGAAGAAUGCUGUGUCCAUCCACCACUCGCUGGCCAUGCGGGCAUCCGACUACAGCAAGAGGCCCAAUGUGUUCUACCUGCGCACUGCUGACUGGAGGGUCUUCCUUUUCCAGGCUCCGUCUGUCUGCAUCUGACGUGACGUGGAGCGAGAUCUCCCAGCGGCUGCAGGAGUGGAGUAUAAACUGACUGCAGCCAAGUCGGACAACUUCUACUAGUAUGCCAGACCUGACUGCAAUGGCAGCACUGCCAGGAGGGUGUACAUAAUCUAUACAAAUAUCACCUGCAUGCACAUUACUUCUUUUACAAUAACCAACUAGCCAGGAAAAAAGAUCAAAUGCAUUUAUUUCAAGGAUUCAAAGUUUUUAUUGUUAUGUACAGAGUACAAUGCAAUUCUUACUUGAAUGCCUUCUUCACAGACUAGACGAUGAAACAAAGCAGCGAAACAUUACAGUAACCAACAAUAAAUAAACAACUAACUUACGUGUACUAUUGCAGCAUUUAUGUCAUUUAUUUAAACUUAAUUUUACCAGGUAAAUUAACUGAAAACCAGUUCUCACUGCUUUUCGGGAGAAAUAGCAGAUAAGGCAUCGGAAGUUCCUGGGAUACAAGCGUCAUGCGUGUGACUAAAAUUUUCAACCAAAAUGGGCAAAGCUGAGGUGGUUCCAGUUUGUGCAGCCGGCUGAGAGGCGCUGCACGAUCUGUCUUAGGUCGUCUUGCUCUCGCGAGGUUUUUGUACCAUGUGACAUGUGGUGAUGUUUUGCAGUGUCGGCUUAAGUAGGACAAAAAAAUCUAACUAUGAUGCAUUGCAUCAGGACCAGAAUGCAUUGCUUUUAAGCCAGCUCUGUAAGUGGCUGCAUGAAGUCGAACGCACCCGAUGUUAGGAUGGUUAGCAGGAUUGUUUAAGACGAUUAAAUGAAUGCAGGUUGUUAUGUUAAAAGAGACCAUGAUGUUGACUAAGACAAAGCAGCAUGUGUGUGAAGCGGCUUCUUACGCUGUGAGUGUGUUUCACAUCCUCCUACAGCAAUGCAGAGCAGAUGCAGUCCUGGAUCACCUGCAUUAAUACGGUGGCAGCCAUGUUCUCAGCUCCACCUUUCCCUGCAGCCAUUGGCUCCCAGAAGAAGUUCAGUCGGCCCCUGUUGCCAGGUUCCACCACUAAACUG